Molecule: messenger RNA, 1448 nt
Organism: Papaver somniferum (opium poppy)
Lineage: Eukaryota; Viridiplantae; Streptophyta; Magnoliopsida; Ranunculales; Papaveraceae
Exons: 2
Coding region: 19-1053 (344 amino acids)
Source: RefSeq, a predicted model, not a curated record
UUCUGAUUGAAGAAGAAGAUGGCGACGAGUACAAGAGAAGCUCGAAGGAGAAGGAUUGUUGAUAGAGGAGAAGAUCGUCUUGCUCUUAUUACAGGUCGAAUCAAAACCCUAGAUUCAUCACCAUUACCACCUCUAUCACCGUCACCAUCAGAACCGCAACCAAAUCCAGUACUAGAAUUAAAACCACAACUACAAUCAGAACAUACUCGGACAAUCUCAUCUCCACCAGUUUUAUCUCGUCGAGAUAAUAUUCAAUCCCGCUCUGGUCCAAUUAUAGUUGAUUCCAGUGAUGGUGUUAAUGACAAUGGGAUCCGCAGUAUUCCUAACCCAAAACCAUCAAUUGUCAAUGAAACUUCAAGCAACGCUUCCACUCGUUAUGGAGAUCAAGUGGAACAUCAGUUACAUACUAGUGAGGGUAAUGUUGAAGAAAUAAGAUCACCUGCUUUGGGAAUUGGCAAUGAAAAGCAACCAAAACUGGAACAUCAGUUACAUACUAGUGAGGGUAAUGUUGAAGAAAUAAGAUCACCUGCAUCGGGAAUUAGCAAUGAAAAGAAACCAAAACUGGUAGCAUCAACAGUUGUAGAAGAUUCAUCUCAGAGUACACCUUCUGAUACAACACCACUUUCACAUGCAGCACCACGGUCACAUCAUCCUACACUGUUCACUCCUAAGCGAAUUAGUUCUGCCAUUGCUGCUUCGGAGAACUUCCGUGUUAUUUGCUCCGUCACCAUAGCACUUCUGGUGAUUCUAUCCCAUCUAAAUUUACCUAUACUAAGCGGCAGUGAAGUUGUAAAAAACUUUAUGAUGUCAAUGCCUCUUUAUCUGGUCCUGUUGGCGGAUUUCACUAUUGUGGUUGCACUAUUACUGUUAGCGAAACGAGGAAGUCCUAUGAAAGCUGUGGAAGAGGCAAAUAGUAGGGCAAUGAAUGUGGGGGAAGCACUGGAGACUGGAAUAGUGAUGUACAAGGCUUUUAGGGCAGUUUUCAUGGACUGCAGUGUCUAUGCAGUAGUUCUUAUAUCCGGACUUUCUCUGUUGCAAACAUUUCGGUCUUAGUUGUUUGUUCUACAUCAUCGCUCAGAGUGAGUUUUUUCCAAUAUUAGUCAGUUACACUUACACCCAGAGUUUACAUGUUUUUUCUCUUUUUGUGUUUAAUGCAGUUUACACGUUUUCUUCUUAUCCAAGAGUCUAACACAGAGCCGUCUUAUAGACCAGGCCUGCUAGGCUAUUAUAUUGUUAGGGCCCAAGAUUUUAACAUUUUAAUUUUUCUUUCAGCUUGAUUCUUUUAGCGCUCUUACAUAGUGGUUGAUGGUCAUACUAUCUAGUUAUUGAAUGCUGUUUGGUUUGAUUUGUAAGUUACCACCUGCUGCUUUCCAAUUGCGUUUAGCUAUCUACUUUUGUACACUUCUUCCUAAGAAUAUUAGAAUUUAAUGUUAUUAAGCAAUUUUCUU